ACAGCAAUAUGGAUUUUGGAGGAAAGAGGCAGAAAACUUCCAAAUCGUUAAAGACUGGAGUCAGUGGAGAAAAACAUCGCCUUCAGUUUUAUAAAUUACCACCAAAAGAAACAAUUUCUCUCCAAGAAUUCGAAGAAUUUGCGAUAGAGAGGUUAAAAGUUCUCAAAGCAAUUGAAAAUGCUGGUAUUAGAUAUAUGCGUGGGUCGGACGACUACAAUACCUUGGUGGAGAAAGAGAUAAAGAAGACCAAACUAAGCAGAAUUACAAGGACAGAUUUCUCUGGAGAGGAUGUAGAAUACAGAAUGGACCACAUUUCACACUUCAUAUUGAGACUUGCCUAUUGCAGAUCGGAAGACUUAAAGCGAUGGUUUCUGCAGCAGGAAUUAGAUUUAUUCCGAUACAGAUUUAUGAAAGAGACUGCAGAUGGAAAACAGAAAUUUCUCCAAGCCAACAGUCUGGAUUAUAACCCAAUCUCUGAGCAGGAGAAAAACAAAGUGUUACAAGAUCUGAUAGCAUCUGCAGGGAAGAAUUCUGGCACAGCUGAUACAGUGGAAUAUUUCAAGGUUCCAUUUACUGAAGUGUUGGAUCUUGUUCGUGGUCGGAAGGUCUUUCUUUGUAAAGGAUUUGCUUACGUUCCCAAAGAUGACAUGAUUUCCAUCUUAAUCACUCAUUACAGAGCGCAUCUUUCACAACAACUAGCAUUAACCUCGCGAGCUUUACCACAGUUAGAGGAAGAUAAUCGCCUCCUCCCAAUGUUGUCAGGGCUCAGUAAGAGGUAUCUAGGACAGGACUACGGCUCUAAAAAGUCAAACAUUGGCAAAAUCACUGCUGAAAUGAUUGAUUCAUUAUCAAAGCAGUCAUUUCCUCCAUGCAUGCAGAAUCUCCACCAGGCUCUGAAGAGGGAUCACCAUCUAAAACAUGGGGGGAGAAUGCAGUAUGGUCUCUUUCUGAAGGGGAUUGGGCUUUCCUUGGAGGAGGCCCUUCGAUUUUGGAAAAUGGAAUUCACAAAAAUCAUGGAUGGAGAAAAGUUUGACAAACAGUAUUCAUACAAUAUCAGACAUAACUAUGGUAAGGAGGGAAAGAGAGCUGACUAUACCCCCUACAGCUGUAACAAGAUCAUCAUGUCAAAUGCACCAGGUCCUGGUGAUAAUCAUGGGUGUCCAUUCAGACAUACAGAUGCUGAUUUGCUGGCUCAGAAACUCCGACUGCAGGGAAUCAACAAGGAUUUCACUGAGAAGAUAAUGAAGUUCACGCGUGAGGGACACUACCAGAUUGCCUGUAAGUGGUAUUUUGAUGCUACACACUCGGGGACGGAUGACCCAGACACUACCAUUAAUCAUCCUAACCAGUACUUUGAUGAAAGUCAGGCCUUCCAUUCAGGCAAAAAAGAGGGUAAAGUAAUAAACACACCAUCAAGAGCAGGAAGUCAAAGGUCAAGUCAGGGGACACCAAUGUCACAGCCAUCCCAGAGUUCUCAGCCAGUAUCCCAGAAUCCAAUAGAAGAUGAUGAAAUGAUGGAUGAUGAUAAUUAUAUGGCAGCCAUGGAGACUGUAUAACAAUAGUGGAUGUUUUUUCUUCACUCAGAAAAAAAUGAGUACUUCAUGAGUUUUUCAUGAGAUGUGUCUAAAUGAUGAGAUAUGAAAUCAUUACAAAUUGUAUAAAUAUUUAUUCUGUAUGAAAAAGAUUGCAAUAAUAA
Messenger RNA from Saccostrea echinata, 1696 nucleotides. RefSeq names its product DNA primase large subunit-like. The record is from RefSeq and is a predicted model, not a curated record. The transcript is spliced from 12 exons. NCBI's taxonomy places the organism in Eukaryota, Metazoa, Mollusca, Bivalvia, Ostreida, Ostreidae. The coding region runs from base 9 to 1556 and encodes 515 amino acids. Gene Ontology annotation, biological process: DNA replication, synthesis of primer. Gene Ontology annotation, cellular component: alpha DNA polymerase:primase complex.